This is a messenger RNA of Saccoglossus kowalevskii, 666 nucleotides long. RefSeq lists its product as uncharacterized. Lineage: Eukaryota; Metazoa; Hemichordata; Enteropneusta; Harrimaniidae. The record is from RefSeq and is a predicted model, not a curated record.
AUGGGAGAUGCAGCCUCAAUAGAAGCAGGAACAUUACCAAUAUUUGCACAUGUGUUUACCUGCAUAUACAUACAAGAGAAGUGUAAACUCCACGACUGCAUUGGUAUUGUCAUAAAUGUCGCAGGAAUUAUAUUAGUAUCACGACCUCAAUUCAUAUUUGGUAAUAACACAUAUUCAUCUGCACUCGGAUAUGUGUACGCCCUCUUAUCAGGAGUGGGGAUGUCUGUUGGCACAGUUUGUUCUAGAGCGAUGUCUGAUGGUCUAUCGCUAAUAGUUGUUGUAUUUUAUAAUGGGUUAUGUGGUGCUAUAAUUAUGUUAAUAUUAGUGUACCCUACAAGUAGUGAUCGGAUGUAUACAUUGAUACCUGCAUAUCCCAUCACAACUGCAUAUCUAGUAGGGAUGGUAUCAUUGUUUCUUGCUUACUUGUACUCCUACAACAGAUCCUUACAGUUACAGAGUGCUGGUAAAACAACAAUUUUAUUCAACAUCAAUAUUGUUGCUGAAUUUUUAGCUGAUGUCAUUGUAUUUCAUAAACAAGUAGUUAAUUUAGAAAUAAUUGGUGCUGUUCUUGUUAUUCUAAGUUCUAUUAUUGUAUUUGUGUUUGUAUGCUUUGAAACCAAGCUAAGUGUAAGUGAAGAAGCAAAACUUGUUCAGAAACCCAAAUAA